CCCCGGAGCCGGCUUUCGGCGGCGCGGCAGGGGAGGAGGGCCUGGGCCUGCGGGCAGCGAGCAGCUGGGGGUCGGCCGGCGGGCGGGCGAGUGCACAAGGCCCUGGGUCGGGCGCGGGCGGAGGCGCGAGUGGGGCGGGCGAGCCCGGCACUCCCUCCCCAUGGCCCGGAGCGGGCCGCGGAGGCGGCGGCGGCGCUGACAGGCUCAGGGCGGGGCGGCCGGGGGCCCGGGGCCCUGGGGAAGAUGAGCGCCCUCCUAGAGCAGAAGGAGCAGCAGGAGAGGCUGCGGGAGGCAGCGGCCUUGGGGGACAUUCGGGAGGUGCAGAAACUGGUGGAGAGCGGGGUGGAUGUGAACUCCCAAAAUGAGGUCAACGGCUGGACCUGUUUACACUGGGCAUGUAAACGCAACCAUGGGCAGGUGGUCUCUUACCUGCUAAAGUCAGGGGCUGACAGAGAGAUUCUGACAACCAAAGGAGAGAUGCCGGUGCAGUUAACAUCAAGGAGAGAGAUCAGGAAGAUAAUGGGAGUGGAAGAAGCUGAUGAUGAUGACGAGCUCCCCCAGCUGAAGAAGGAGUCAGAACUGCCCUUUGUUCCCAACUAUCUGGCCAACCCAGCCUUCCCUUUUAUCUAUACCCCCGCAGCAGCAGAAGACUCCACCCAGUUGCAGAAUGGGGGUCCCUCCACACCUCCAGCGCCACCCCCUGCAGAUGGUUCUCCUCCCUUGCUUGGUCCCACAGAACCCCCUCUGCUAGGGGCCUUUCCUAGGGACCACACUUCUUUGGCACUGGUUCAGAAUGGUGAUAUUUCUGCCCCCUCUGCCAUACUCAGAACGCCAGAAAGCACAAAACCUGGUCCUGUCUGUCAGCCACCAGUGAGUCAGAACCGCUCCCUGUUCUCUGUCCCAUCCAAGCCACCUGUGUCUCUGGAGCCUCCAAAUGGGACAUAUGCAGGACCAGCGCCAGCAUUCCAGCCAUUUUUCUUCACCGGAGCAUUUCCAUUUAAUAUGCAAGAGCUGGUACUCAAGGUGAGGAUUCAGAACCCAUCUCUUCGAGAAAAUGAUUUCAUUGAAAUUGAACUGGAUCGACAGGAACUCACCUACCAAGAACUACUCAGAGUGAGCUGCUGUGAGCUGGGUGUUAAUCCAGACCAAGUGGAAAAGAUCAGAAAGUUACCCAAUACUCUGCUAAGAAAGGACAAAGAUGUUGCCCGACUCCAGGAUUUCCAGGAGCUGGAGCUGGUUCUGAUGAUAAGUGAGAAUAAUUUUCUGUUCAGAAACGCUGCAUCCACACUGACUGAGAGGCCUUGCUACAACCGGAGAGCUUCAAAAUUGACAUACUAAUGCAGCAGAGACUUUAUUACUGAGUAUUGUGACAGUAUGUGUCACCUCUGGGCCAAAGGACAAGCCAUUGAUCCCAAAGCCUCACAUGCCCACAGGGCCCCUGGUGCCACUGCGUGUUGUACACUAACAGCCUGCCUCAGCAGGUGGGAACCCCGACCCCCAGCAGCGGUGCCACUCUUCCAAGCCUCUUGGUGCACAAUAAACCUAUUGCUGACUCUUGGAACAGCUCAAAAGUAGUCUUGAGAGGCAGAAGCCAAAGGUACGAUAGCCAGUGUUUUCUGUGCAGAAUCUAGAGAGCUGUCGAAGCAGAAACUGAGUGAGUAGACCUGUUUCUAGGCACUCCUGUUGACAGUGCACCUGAAGGACCAGGCGCACUUCUCUUGGUGUUGCAUGCUCAUGACGCUCCUGAAAUUUCAAACUGACUAGGGAGGAAGACUGGGGAAAGAAAGCACAGGUACUGGACUAAGGUAUUCUGGUGUGACUGUAGCUGUGAGGUUUCAUAUAGCAUAUUUAUAAAUGUUACUCAGGUUUAACGUAUUUAAAGAUAGUCACCUAAUUGUAAAUAGGCUGUUAACCAAAAGAGCUUCCCCUCCCCCAGUUUUCUUUUGUGAGCACUCAUGACUGCGCUGUCUCAGGGCAGUCAUCUUUGCAUCUCCUCCCCUCCACAGCCACUAGAGGGCUCUCUAAUGCUUUCUAAAGGAGCCACUACCUUUUUCCUCUGAGGCCGUUCUGUCAUCCUUGUUUAAUUGCACCGUUCAAGAAGAGCACAAACACUCUCACUUCCCACCAGAAAUGAAAAGCAGUUUUUUAGCCUGAAUUUGUUGCUGUUUUAAAGGUUAUUGUGGGAAACUGAACUAAAGGAGUUAGCAUCUUUAUUUUUGUAACAAAGAUAAAGGUUAUUUUGGAAAUUAUUAGGAUUUUUACAUAACUCUGAACUCUGUUGCUUUUGUAAACAAAUUGUUCAAUCUUAGGAAUCCCCCUGUCACCUUCACAGUCAGUUGUGAGCGCCUGAUUAAACUCUGGAGCACAGCAUAUGAAUCCUUUCCAAUCGUCAGAGAGUCGUCCCCUCCCUCCCCCCCGACAUCGGUAAAGCUGAAAAGCCUCCAUUUGCUGAAACCAACAGCUUAACCUUAGGAACAGGACCUGGCCCACAGACAAGGAGAGCAGGGCUGGAGCGGCUGUUGACAGGGAUCCCUGCCAUCUUAGGCUUUCUCCCCAUAGUGCCUAUAGUUUCCAAAGAAACUUAACCUCCUGAGUAUCAAUUUUAUUAGAACAUUGCAGUUGAGUGGAAACAUGCAGACAUCAGUGGAAGAGAAUGUCGUGCUGAGGUGACGGCCUCCACUGCCGCCUGAGUGCCGCAGUAAGGUUGAGGUGUUCUUCAAGGCCACCUUCACGGGGUCGCUGUGUGACGACUGAAUCACACCCACCCCUGGCGACUUCCCCUGGUAGAGUGUUUGUAUAGCAGAGUGGCAGUUCCUUGCCACCCGUUCUCCCAAGUGCUUUAAUGAAGAAACCUCCCUGUGUUUCAACCAAUCAGAAACUACUUUGUCUAGACGUUCUAACCUUUUUUUUUUUUUUCAUAAUUUGCUUUGAAAAAAAACUUAGUUUACUGAAAACUUAGUUUACUGAUAAGAAUAAGUGUGGUUCUAUCUUGGAAGAAAUAAAUUCAGUAUUAAUUCAUGUCUAAAUUACUGGGGUUCAAACUCCUUCAGCUACUCCCAGUUGAUUAGCGAUCCUGAGAAACAGUGGACACUGCCUGGGAGGCAGGCUACAGAAGACUGCUUCACAGUUCAGAAGCAGAGUGACCAAAGGUCUCGGUGUCCUAAAUGGGGGCCUAUGCUUUGCUGAAUUCCUGUGGUCAGUGUCUCUGGCAGUGGGAUGAAACUGCACGGUUGAAAUCUUAAUCUAUGCAUUCAGAGAAAUAUUUUUAUAUGCUUUGUGUAAUUUAUAACAAGGGGUUUUCUUUUAAGCUUUGUUAACUGAAUGCACCUCCCCUCUUCCACUGCAUAUUUAAAGCAUGUGUUCACACUGUGUGUAAACAUUCAUGGAAGACUUUUCCUCGUGUGUUGUUGACUCUUCAAACAUAACAGGUAUUACUAAAAUUAAAUGUUAACUGACCAA
Messenger RNA from Psammomys obesus (fat sand rat), 3459 nucleotides. RefSeq names its product ankyrin repeat domain 40 (gene Ankrd40). Gene Ontology annotation, molecular function: protein binding. The record is from RefSeq and is a predicted model, not a curated record. The coding region runs from base 244 to 1338 and encodes 364 amino acids. NCBI's taxonomy places the organism in Eukaryota, Metazoa, Chordata, Mammalia, Rodentia, Muridae. The transcript has 5 exons.